AUAGCCCCCAUCCCCCCCCCAAGUAUCUUUGGCUGACCUUCUGCGCAGGAGUUGGGGGCGACUGAGCCUCUUCAUCUCUACACACCCCUCCCAGGCACCCAUGGAGUGAGUCAUGCUCUCUUCCUUUCUCACUUCAUUAUUCCAUCCCAUUCCAUUUCAUUCAUUUCUCUGUCUCUGGUUUCGUGCCGGGGAUGCCCUUGAAAUGGCGGAUGCUGCAGCCCGAGACACAGACCAGUCUUCGCCGUGUGUGUGGCUGAGACGUGUCUGCCCAAGGACUCCCAGGCUUCCGUUGUUCAUCUCUUUUUUCCCUCUUUGCGUUUGGCCCCCUCGUUCGACGGUUGCAGCUGCGAGGUGCCUGGUCUACUGUGCGUCAUUGCUACGCCGAUCGACAGGGGUUCCUCGCUGCCCACUCGCUCCAGCCACAGCCCCCUGAGG
Molecule: messenger RNA, 435 nt
Organism: Amorphotheca resinae ATCC 22711
Lineage: Eukaryota; Fungi; Ascomycota; Leotiomycetes; Helotiales; Amorphothecaceae
Exons: 1
Coding region: 113-433 (106 amino acids)
Source: RefSeq, a predicted model, not a curated record